AUGGAGUAUGGAAACUGCUUCACGAUAAACACUAGCAAUUUAUUCGUGCAACGCUCUGGUCAUCAACAAGGUAACGGCUGCGAAACUUUGAUAAACGGUCAGUCACGUUUGUGAGCCAGAGGUCAACGAAAACUGAAAUAUUCUUGAUGGUUAUGAAAGGUUAAGGUGGCUCCGUCAUUAAUACUAGAGCAUUUAGCUGUCACAAAUUUUCUGUCAUAACUUUUUCGUUUUUAGAGCGAUGGCUGCGAAACUUUGCGAAGAACGACAGAUAUCAUUCGGCAAUAGUACGAAAUAUUCCGAUUUCAUUGAUGGUAAAUAUAUUUUGCUAAAUUAGGGUUUAAAAGGACCCUAGUGUUCUAGUAAAUAAUUUUGCUGAUAUUUUUUACUGAAAUUUCUGGCAUCGGCUUUCAUUGACAUAGCAAAUAUGCCGGAGAAAUUUCAGAAAUCACCCCUUGUUUUAUCAGUCUGUCAUCAACUUGUAUCGCAGCUUAUUUUAUUAUUUAUUCGGAUUCAGUGUUUAUUCCUUUUGUAAGAGAUCCGAUCCGGAACUGGGGAUUUUUUCAUAUGUUAGCUCCUGCCUUAAGUAACACUGCCUGAAGCAUCAGGCAGAAUCAAUCAUCGCAGAAGAACAGGCAGGCUUCUGAUCAGGUCGCAGUACGACAGAACAGAUCUUCAAUCUCAGGAUACUGUGCGAGAGGUACCUCCAACAUCAACAAGACCUCUACCACGUCUUUAUCGAUUUUAAAAAGGCGUUUGACAGAGUAUGGAAAAAAGCCCUUUGGUCUACUAUGAGGCUUUACAACAUCAGCGCCAACCUGAUCCAAGUCAUUGAAAACCUCUACAACAAGGCUACUAGACAUCUUUGACUGACGCACUAGAAGAUCAACAAGGAACAGUUAGCAUCGAAGGCAGAACAAUUACCAACUUACGUUUUGCUGAUGACAUUGACGGCCUGGCAGGAAAAGGAACUAGCCUCCCUGGUGGAUCGCCUGGAUAAGACCUCUGCAGCCUUUGCCAUGGAAAUCAUCAGUGCAGAGAAAACCAAACUGAUGACUAAUAACGCGAAUGGUAUCAGCAUUGACAUCAGAAUCAACGGUGAAAAAUUGGACGAGGUUGAUAGCUUCAAGUAUCUGGGCGCAGUCGUCACAGAUCAGGGUUCCAAGCCUGAAGUACUGUCCAGAAUUGCACAGACAACAGCACUAGCUAGGCUCAAGACCAUCUGGAGUGAUAAGCAUAUCUCUCUAAGCUCAAAGAUCAGACUAAUGCGCUCCCUUGUUAUCUCUGUACUAUUGUACGCCUGCGAAAGCUGGACACUGCUUGGCAUCUCAUACAGAGAUCACAUCACUAACAAUGCAGUGAGAGACAGAAUCAGGCAAGCCAUUGGGCCCUAUGAUGAUAUCGUAACCACGGUUAAGAAACGGAAGUUAAAGUGGUUUGGGCAUGUAUCAAGAUCAUCAGGGCUUGCCAAGACGAUUUUACAAGGAACAGUGCAAGGGGAAGAAGAAGGGGCCGACAAAAGAAGGGUUGGGAAAACAACAUCGCUGAAUGGACAGGGUUGAAGUUUUGCCACACCGUAAGAGAAGCUGAGAACAAAAUAAAAUGGAGGGAGACGGUUGCAACGUCUGUGGCGCCCCAACGCUCAUUGACUACGGGAUAGGUGCAGGUGCAGGUGCAGCAAUAGCACGUUAGUUUGGAAUACAAGGAUGAAAAUAAUGGUGGUGGUGGUGGUGAUGAUGAUAAUGAUUUUGGUAAAAUGCAGAUUCUGUGGCCGUUCGACAAGACCUUUGACCAUCUGGUUUCUGGCUGCCCUGAAUUGGGAAAAACUGAAAACUUCCACCGCCACAACAAGGCAGCUGCAUACAUGCACCGGAACAUCUGCAAAGGGUUUGGGAUUGAACUGAAGGAACGAUGGUAUGAGCAUGAACCCAAGACUUGUCACCGAGAAGGAUAGCGUCACCAUUUUGUGGGACGCCCAUGUACACUGACAGGACCAUCGUAGCUAAUAGGCCGGACAUUGUGCUAAAGAGCAAGAAGGACAAAACCUGUUUUCUCAUUGACAUGACUAUUGCCCACGACACCAACAUUUCUAUCACCUUGCAAAAGCAAAACCUCCAGGAGGGGGAAGGGGAUUACAACAGCCCCAUUUAAACUAAGGGGUGCAAUACAAUUGAUUCUAGCUCUGAUAUUGUACAAGAUUAGUAUUAUGUUACAAACGCAACGUAAGGUAGCUACCAAGUUUGUUAAAGCUCAUAGACAUAUGUCACGCCGCGGCCAUUUUGUCUCAGGAGAUUUAUAUAAAAAGCUUUGUUUAUGCACGACUAGCCUCGAUCGUUCUCUCUACGAGUACAGCCGUGCAUAAAAAAAGCUUUUUUAAUUUCCUGAGACAAAAUAGCCGCCACGUGACAAAAGUCUAUUCCGGGCGUAUGGUGCGCUUAAUUUGUUUUUCUUUACAUUGUUCAGGCUUCAAAGUGACGUUGUUUGUAGACGCUGCCGAGUACGUGGGUCCACUUGCUGACUCGGUUGGUGCAGUCGUAUCGGUAUAUUUGCCUUUAACUAAAUCCAACACCAUAGGAGAAAACCCGAUCUACGUUGCCCCCGGAUCUUUUGUCUCCGUCUCUUUAAAUGCGGUAAGGCGAUUAAUCUAUCUUUGUCCUUUCGAUGAAAUUGGGUUGUAACAACACAAAGCACAACAAAAAACAAACAAACAAGCCAAAAAAAACAACCAGCAGCAUCAACAUUAAGAACAAGAAAAACAUAUAUCUCGUUAUUUGCCUUCACAGGACUAACCUAAAGUAACAGUUUAAUUCCUCGUGACAUAGCCCUUUAACGUUUGCGAGUCAAACCACUGUUAAAGCUAGCUAUAAAAGCAAAAAGCACAGCAAAAGCACAAAAAUAGAAUUAAAAACCGACGAAAACAAAACAAAAAAUUCCAAAACAAAGUAGAAUUAAAAAAAGAAAGAGAAAAAAGGAAACUCUCGUUCUUUACUUGUUCGUUCAAUUGACUUUAGCCUACGAAGAGAGAGAGGACAGUGAAUUUCUUUUACAUGAGAGGUCGCUUAAAAUGUUGUUUUACGCCAUGCCAACUUUCCUACCAUCCGUACAUCUCGGUUAACAGUGCGCGAGUCGAAUAUUUAACCCUCGGACGUAAAUGGAAAGUCGUACCCUUUCUGUGGUUUAAGGGGGGGUGGGUUGAUGGAACUCCUCCCCAGAGGUUUAAUUUUCUUAUAUGUUGCGGUAUUUCGGUACUUCAUUGGAAAGCUUUUGAUCUUCUCGACAAAAUGAGGUAUAAUUUAUGGCCGUUGGCGCUGCGGGUGGGCGGUGAUGUCAACAAACAUGGUCGCCAUCUUGGAUUUUACCAACAGUUAGAAAUGAGUUAAAAACGGCGAGACUUGUCAAUUUUGUGCGAUUGUCAUUGAAGAUAACACAUAAAUAAGUACUUAGCCUCGUUUUAUCUACAAGAUUUCCUUUUAUAACUGAAAACAUUUUUAAAAAAAUGCAUUUUCAAUGGCUUGACCACCUGCUACUUAUGACAUCAUAUCUCGUAACCAUAGUAACUGAUCAUCACUAAACUUGUCUCAAAAUGCGCGUGAAGGAUAAACGAACAGCUACUGAAAACGUCAGGUGUUAAUGUUUAAUCGUCUAGCAUAAAACUCAGAAAAAACUCAGAGGGCCCUCAAACACUCAGUUAGCACACAUAUUAUUGAUUAGAACCACUUCCUUGGAAGUGCUUCAUUGGCCGAUAAACAAGUAGGGGCUGGCUCAACGGUGGCUGUUAUUGAUUGAUUGACUGAUUUACUUUUUUUUCCCUUUACCUCUCCCUGCUGGCUCCUAAGGAUAAGUUUUCACCCAAAUUUGCACUUUUUUGAAUUUCCAGCAAUAUAUAUCUCGUUUGGACUAUCCUUAUAACAAGGAACAUUGCAAUCAAAGCAGUAAACACAAUCAGUGGGUAAGUUCUAUAUCCCGCUUUUUAUGUUGUUUUAAAGUUUACAAUCACGUUUUGCGUAAGAAUGCUUUCUAUCCUUUUAUUAAUUAGUGGGAUAAUGAAACUAAAUUACAGCCAAGAAAAUUCAUUCGAAGUACGCUAUGAAUGGAACUAAAAAAAGUUUUGAGAGACCGUCCAAGAUAUUUCCAUACUGCAGGACUCUUCAGUCUUCAAGCUUAUAAAUUAUUUAUUCCAGUUUCGUUCCCUUUCGAGGAGUUGUUUGAAUUGUGAUGCAGGACAUAACUUCCAACUGCUGAAAUGGCCUUCAAGCAGCGCCUAAUCUCGUAAUAUUUGCAUAAUCUAAUGUUAAAUAUGACAAGGUUUCUAGGAUCCAUCUUAGUCUUAAAAAACAGUCGGACCCCUGAAAAGUAGAGAAAGGCACGAUUUCUAUCCAUUGUUUUUUUCCCUGCACUCUUAGAUCUGUCUCAGAGAAUGUAUUGUCGCGAAGAUAAAACAAGAUUGUGGUUGCGUGCCAAUGGAUUUGCAUGGAGAACCACUUUGCGAUCCUUUAAACGAAACGUCAGGUGAUGUUCUAAUACUUCAUUUAUCGUUUUUAACUUUAUAUAAACAUUAUCCUUAUCUAUAAAAACAUCAUCAUCAUCACCAUCAUCAUCAUCAUCAUCAGACGAGUUUAUUAUCAGUUUUAUUAUCAUUUUGCCACAUAAGUUACAGCCAGGAGCCCAAAAGUGUGACUGCUUUUGAUGUAUUCACAUUCUUUGGUACAGAUUUAAUCCAGUCAGCAGCCAGCUGGAAACUAUCUUCGACUUCUGAUUGGCUAAUUUCUGCACGAAAGAAUGUGACUUAAUUACAGAAAGUCACACUUUUGGGAUCCUUGCUGUAUGUAUAUACAUAAAAUCAAAAAAAGAAGAUGACGCAAGGGAGCCCAAAGAAGCCAAUACGGCUUAUGAAUAGGACCACCUAUAAAAAUUAAUAUAUUACCUAAUUAAUAAAUAAAAUACUGGCAUCGGGAAAGACAAUUUAGCUAAGCACAUUCCAUUUCUUUAGAACAUAUAAAAUAAUCAUUAAAUAGGAUAAAGAGAGAUAAGGCUGAACGUGCAAGUGCAAAAACGAAAAAGAAAAAGUGAAAAGAAUAAUACAAGAGUAUACGAGAAAAAGAAAAGCGAAAGAGACGUCAUCACGAUCAUUAUCAUCAUCACCAGAACCAUAUUCAUCGUUACCGCUGAACGAGGAACUCAGUGUAUUGCUUAGAAUGAUGAAUAAAAUACUAACCAAAAACAAGCUUCAAGUAUAUGUAUGUACAAAUAGAUGUUAAAAGAAAAAGGAAAAACAAACAAAUAGGAUGAAAAAAACAAAUGGCGUACGUGUGAGGGUAAAAUCUUUGUUAAUAACGUUUAUGUAAUACUUGAGAUCAUAUGGUGUGAUCUUUCCCCAGCUGAAUGUAUCGAGAAAUCGCGCCUAAAGAUAAAAUUUGACGCUUGCCCUUGCGAUCCCAACUGCAAGUAAGUUCAAAAGAAGUAUUAAGACACAAAAAAGUGCUUCAAUUAAUUAAGAAGCUCUAGAACCCACCGAGGCCCGUCUCGGGAGUUUUAUCAAACCACGAGCAUGGUUGACGCAGUCUUAAUAUCUUGAGAACGGACCUCUGAAGUCUUACGCCUCGUUCCGUUUUCGUUAUGUAAGCUCUGUUAAGGUCAUUCCCCUGAAAUAGAACCUGCUCUGAGGUUUUUGUAAAAAGUUUAUUUAUAGAGACAGCCUGAAAGAGAUUUAAAUUUCCACUUAAAUUUUAAAAUAAAUCAAAUAAUGCUCGUUACGAGCAGCAGCAAUUAAGGUGUCUGAACACAGUUUUGGCAGUUUGUGAGUAUAUGUCAUUUGCCAAAUUAUGGCAAGAGAAAGGUUGCAGCUCACAAGCUGAAACUUAGCAAGUGAAAAAUAAACUGAUGAAAGAUUUUGAUUGACAGGUAAAAUUUGACGUUUUCAUGGUUUCCAUGGCAACAGGAACGAUUGAAUACAACCUUAACGUUUCACUUUUGCUCAGUUUACAUAAAAUUCGCUCAUUAGAUUUUCCUAUAAACUUGCACACAGCUUACUAUAAUUAACCAUUACCAUUUGAAACUUAUUUGACCAAAUUUUUAACAGACAGGUUUUUAGAUAAUUAACGAUAUAAUUGUACUGUAAUUAUUAAAUGUGUCACAAAAUUCGUCUGUUCAACUUCCAUUUUAAAGUUCUCAUUAUUUAAAAUACGAUAAAAGUAACAAUUCUACCAAAUAUCACAAACUUUUAACGAGUAGAUUUUGAGAAAUCGUCGUCUGUGCACCAUUGCUUUUUUCGCCGCCAUGUUUGUUCGUUGUCUAAUUUAAAACACGCGCCGUUACGCGAGUUACCGCUGACCGCCCGCAAAACUGUGUCAGCCACCUUAAAUGAACAUACCAAUAAUUAUGAUAAUAUUAACGAGUACAUGCUUUAAAAACAUUUCCGAAGAAUUUUUCUUUCAUUGCACUAAGGAUUAGUCUAUAUUAAUUUUAGAAAGAAAGUUACUGCAAAUUAAAAAAUUAAAAUUAAAAUAACAACAAUACUAAUAAUAUCAACAUAAGAUAGGUGACCAUAAUCGCUUGGAAAGGAUGCGUAAUGUGAUACUAAGGAAAAACUGUGCUUUGUUUUCUUUCUUUCUUUCUUUUUUUUCUUUUCUAAUUUUUUUUUUUUUAAGGGAAGAGCUCUCUAAUAUGUGAUUUCAAAUGUCUGUCUGUAGCGAAUUUCAUUUUCUAACGAGUGUUUCGUCGUCUGCUUGGCCCUUCCAAAGAACACAUGGUAAGACGGCACUAGUGUCUAUUGUAUUAUCCCAAUAUUAAAUAUAAAGCUAUUUGACAAACCAAACGAACGGGGUUAAAUGAAAACCUGGAGCAAAACCAGGGUAUCUCUAACAACGGGGAUAGAGAGGUCAAAGGUUAGGAUUUGUUUGUUUUAUUUUUUAACACGAUUCUGCGCCAGAAACUUUUCUUUUCAUUAGCAAUUUAAUUAGUCCUUAGUCACCUUUUUUUACAAAAUUUGAUGGCAGUCGUUUGCUAUAGGAAACGGUACAUAAAUAUGCAAGUUACGCGAAGUCAAUCCUUUUUUUAUCCCCUCCCUCCCCGCAAAAAAAUGUGUUUCGCCCUUUAUGGUGCAAAAAGCGUAUGAAACAGGAUCAGAAGCAGCAAAUGUUUCUUAACUAAACAAUCGUCAGCCUCUAUUCCGCCCCUUCGACGGCCUGCAUGGCUGCAAACUUUUAUCCGCAUAAACGCCUGAAUAACUGAAGAUCCACCUGUUCUUUCCUACUUUUAUUAUGAUUAGUACAAAUGAUUUUUGCACCUGCAGCCAAUGUUGUCGGGACUCCUGAAUAAGACUGGGACCAGGCGUGUGAAAGAAGUGGUGAAAGAUUUGGAAUCAGCCAGGUAACAAUUUCAAUGAAACCCUUAUAGGGUCAUAUAUGAUGGAAAUGCAAACCACCCCCCACCCACCUCGCAUGCCCCCUUCAGUUUUCCCUGGUUAGGAAUAUCUUUUCCAAAGUUAGUUUCCAAAGAUACUAGCAGUUGUUUGAAAGUGGUAGACAAGAAGUUCGAGUUCCCACCAGUGGCAAGGUGAGGAGACACCCACAGAAAAGAGACUUGAAAUUAUUGAAUUUUACGGGCAUUCCCAAAGUUUUCUUUCGUUGACGACACUUAUGAAGUUUGCUACUAAACAGCAACAUGUAAUGCCUAGAGAGAAUUAGGAUUUAUUUAUUUCCGUAAAACAGUCGCAACAAAAACAAAAAAAAGUUUCUCUAGUGGUGUCACCAAACGUGAGAACAGCGAUGCUUGUCUAUUCCUAGUACCGUAAAUCCUCUAUUAAAUCUAACGGGGGGCUUACUCAUUUGAAACAUAUUUGAGGGAGAGGGGGUGGGCUUAGUAGAGACGGGAGGCUUAUUUGAGAGGGGCGCAGGGCUUCAUUUAGCGAAGACGAUGGCAUCGGUUCUCUAUAAAGAACUACAAUACAAAGUGGAAAAGCUCAAGUACAAGAAGUUGGAGGUCAUGCAGCCGAGGAUCAAAAUCAAAUCCAAACUUUCAGUUAGUGAAUAAACCAUCCCAGAUCAGUCCACACGAAGUUUUACAGUCAUGAUUGAUUAAUACAGUCUAUUAUUCAUUUGUGAAGAACAAUAAGGACGAGGGGAAAGAGGGCUAAUUAACUUUCUUUCCCUGAAAAGGAGGUGGGGCUUAUUUGAGAGGAGGGGCUUAAUUAAUAGAGUAUUUACGGUACUUGUACGAUUUCAUUUUCCAGGAAGAACAUGGCACAAGUAAACAUCUACUACGCGUCCAUGACGGUAGAACACAUUGAUCAAAAAAAGGCGAUGACGGUAGGGGGCCUCCUGUUGGCAAGAUAUAUCAUGGCAUACACUACGACAAAUCACAUAUAGUCACAAUCUACGUUACUGCAGCAAAAAAUAAAUAAUUAAAUAAAUAAUAUAAAUAAAUAAAUAAACUAAGUCAAUAAAUAAUAAAGAAACGAUGAAGCGAUGAUGAUGAUGCAACGUACUUUGCAUAAUCCUCUAUGUUUAAACCUUGUGUUUAAAAAAGUGGCUGAAAGAAUAUUUGCCCUGUGAAAAAUUCCGCAACUCAAUUGCCUACUCGUGCAAUCGUUAUAGUUUAUAACUCACAAUUUAGAGGCAUCAAGGACAUUCUUCACACUCAAUAAACAAUUGGUCCACUUUUCAAAAUAGUUUUACCCGCACAUUAUGUAAUGUGUAUAAUCAUCUUUCCUCAAGGAAAACUUGUUUCCAUUUAUGUUUGUUGUCAUUUGAACAUUACAUUUUCGACUCUAACAGUUUACUGUUAUUCUUGUUGCACAAAGAGCUCACAUUUACAGAACCGAAACAGAAGCCUACAGACUUCUAUAACUGCGAGAUUUCCUAAGAAAAUUAACGCACUUUCAGCUAUUGCAUUUUAGUUACUCCUGUCGUAACAAAAGCAAAACCAAUACAAAGCCAAACAAACAAGAAAACACCACACUUAUAUCUUUGUUCGUUACUUGCAGUUUGCAGUUUUGGUGGGAGCCAUUGGUGGUCAACUUGGCCUCUGCAUUGGAGCGUCUAUUAUCACUCUAGUUGAGUUCCUCGCUCUUUUAUGGCGUCUUAUUCGACCCUCAAAGAAACUGUCCAACGAAGUAGAGGACAUAAACCACUCUGGAGAUAUUAACAAGCAAGCAGCUGAGAACAAGUAGUAGAUUCGCUGGAGAUUCGAUUGCGCGUUACGUGGAUUGCCUUGGCAGCUACCAUCUCUUUAAGCUCCUUAAGCUCCUUUGUUAUUUACGAUUUAUGAUAAUAAUUGAUAAUUAUUAGUCCAUGUAAAUAACAAUACUUUAUAACUAUCAAGAGCUGAUGCGUCAAAUCAAAUAAUUCCGCAAAUGAAAACAAAAAAUGUACCCUAGAAAAAAAACAAAACAAAACAAAACAAACAAACAAAAUCAUCACUGUACACCCGUAGACUAGUUAGCAAAGCUAUCUUUGAUACAUACACUAUAGGAGAAGAACUCGUUUCAGACACACUUAACUUUCUCAAUGGUGGUAUCUUUUUAUUUAACAAUGUAAGUUAGUGUGGUCUUAAUUAUACAGCCUGGCUUCAAUACAUAUAGCUCGUUUACUUAUUACAAUCAGUAUGUGUCAUUCAUUGCAUUUCAUUCAUUUACUAUCAUUUAAUUCUAUUAUCACCAUUCCGUGGUAUUUUUUCGUAUGGUCAGUGCCGUGUGGAAAAGCUGUCUUCUAAAUGCCCUAUAAAAUAAAAAUUGUCAUACCUACAUAUCAAUAAUUUUAAUUUGUGUAACCGGAACCCCACAGAAUGUACGCAACGAUGUUGAAAGACUAAUCAGACGCUGCCAACUAAAAGUGUUUAAAAGAGAAACAGGAUCAUUACCAUCAUCCCUGAUUUGCUGUGGCCUUUAACCUCCCAAUCCUUAUUAUCCCCUCUGCCAUACCUCUCGCCUCCUUCUUUUCUGGUCUUUCUCCGUUUAACACUUUUUCGAUUGCGAAAUAUCAAGGUGGGUUAAAACAGUUUCUGUUAGAUUGGGUUGUGUUAAGGUGUCUCGACCCAAUUAUUUUGUGAGGGUACCAUCCUACUUUGACGCUCUCUGGUAUCCCCACCUUAAAUUUGAUCGUGAGUCUAACAUAUAGCAUGGAAAACAUAUAGAUCAAUCUACAAUAUAGCAUAAAAUGUUUGGUCAUCGGAGUAAAUGUCACGUGGUUAUAGUGCCACGCCUCUUUGGAGUCUGAGUUGAAGUUCUGCUGUUGCCGGCAUUUGUUCGUGAAAAUCGCUCGGCUACAUAUAGUGGGUAUUAGUACCUUGCGUUGAACCGAAAAUCACCAAAAUCGCAAGGACCCAACGCGAGAAAUUCAGCGGUUUCCAAAUUUAGGCCAUAAUUUAUGCAAAAAUUAUAAGCAAACUUUACACGAUUAUAUCUAAUAGACUAUGAGUUUUAUCCCUUUAUUUUGGGGAUCGUUAUAACAGAUGAGACCUUGCAAGUCAGCAAAAAACUUUAGCGCCUUGUAAAAGCGCGCCAUUUCGAGCAAUGCAAACAUAUAGAAAUUAUAGUUUUAGCUAUUUGUUGACAUUUGUCAGCGUUUAAGAGUCCUUCUCACGAGAAAAGCAUUUUUUUAAAAAAUUCGUAGUUUUUUUUCGUUCAAAUUUUUUCAGGGCCACAAUUGAUUAACUAACUAUCCGAAUUCUGAAUUUCAUGGUCAUUGAAAAACUGUGACGUUAUCUUCUAUAAGCCCAAACUUGAGUAAACAUUGAAGAUUUUUAGCGUUUUGGCUGAGUUUGUGCUUUGGAAGUUGUCCGUUGUUUCUAGUCUGUCAUGAUACAGCAUUCUUCUUCAGCGGGCGUGCAAUGACCGCGCUUGGCUGACUUCAGAAUGCUCACUAGUCCUCUCAUGUCCGUACGUGUCCUUUUAUGUCCUUAUUGGUCUUUCUCCGUCCUUUAAUGUCCUUACUUGCCCUUUUAUGUCUUUCCUUUUCCUUCUCUGUUAUUACCACUGAAAGGAUCUUUAGAGUAUAAACAUCUCCCAUCCCUAAAUGAGUAUUCAGUACAAUACGUCGCACUCCGCUAAUAGCCAAAGUGGCGCCUAUUUGUAGAACUUGGGUUAAAUAGCGACGAUUAUUAGGAGAAGGAGAAGUUGAUGAUGACUUUACCAACGAUGCCAAUAAUGCUGCUCGAAAUGUGGAUGAUGAGAGUAAUUCUAUUCAUAACAAUAUCGCUUUCUUUCUCUACUGCAUCUGAUUCUAGUUACAUAAGACGUAUGUCAUCGUUCCCAGCGAUCGCCGACCUUAUUACAGCUCAGGGUCGGUUAGGGGAAUAUAAAAUAACUGUAAUGAUGAUAAUUUCAUCAAUUUCCCGAGUGUAUUAAGAAUCUAUUUAAUGAAUCGCACAGAUCAGGGUUCAAAUCUCGGAAAACCUGAAUUUUUUCAGGCUUUCUUUUUGCAACUGCAUAUUAAAGUUGCGUCUUUAA
Molecule: messenger RNA, 11443 nt
Organism: Porites lobata
Lineage: Eukaryota; Metazoa; Cnidaria; Anthozoa; Scleractinia; Poritidae
Source: the annotation of a GenBank genome assembly